Nematostella vectensis (starlet sea anemone) is the source of this 4254-nucleotide messenger RNA. RefSeq names its product mucin-12. Lineage: Eukaryota; Metazoa; Cnidaria; Anthozoa; Actiniaria; Edwardsiidae. The transcript has 3 exons. The record is from RefSeq and is a predicted model, not a curated record. Bases 233 to 4078 code for a protein of 1281 amino acids.
GGUGAUAUAUUUGAUCAAUCAUUUGUCCUUCGUUCCAUGACAUAUUUCUUGACGUGUAAUCCAAGGGGCACGAUUAUCAAACUCUUAGAGACCCAAGCGAAUGAAUGGUUGAGCGAUCGCAACAAUAAUACGCUGUUCUUGGGAAAAUCCAAAUGAACAGCCCAAGCUAUGGAGGAAAUCAAAUAGAAAAACAAAUUACGGAAUAUUUUAUUCGUGACUUCAUCCCGAGCGCAUGGCCGCACACAGAAAAGCUUCGGGCCUUCAACAACAAAUUAUGCUGAAACUCUUCCUAAUCUUCCUCGGGUUGAAUUUCUAUGCGUGCCUAUCUCAUGCUGGGCUCGAUAACAAGAAAUCAACGGAAUUUGACAGCGGGAGGACUCACAGCAGACGGACCGAGGCUGAGCUAGGUGAUAGCAUGCUUGGGUUUAUUGACGAAGGCGAGCAGAAGACUCCGUUUCUUGGAUCCCACUCCGAAAAGGAUAAAAACCAAACGCGACAGUCUAACACAGAUGUGGAACUAUCUGUCUUUCAGGUAGAGCACAUUUUGACGGGUCCGAAAGAUAAGAGAACUAAUGCAGAAACAUCUCAAGUUGGAUAUAAAAUCCAACCUAGUUCUACUAGGAACGAUGCCGCUAAGGCAAGCACCAUACAAAAUGGCAAACACCAAAUUAAUAUAUUUUCUAGUAAAACAACAGUUCUUUUUUCAAGUCCCACGAGUAUCGCGAAGAGUUUAUCUAUGAUGUCAUCCGGGUGUAUAAACCACCGACAUUCCCGCGAUUUCCGUUUGUCUCAAAGAGACAACAAAGAGUUUGACAUUUCUACGCAGACGAAUGUAGGCGAGAGUGUUAAUGCGAGUACAAAGGCUCAAAGCUCUGUUAUCCCUGAUGCUAGAUACACUGAGCUACCAACAGGCGGAUUAGCGGAAUGGAAUUCGCCCAAAUCCACGGAUAAACCUCGUACUCUUUUCAAUCAAAACAGCGCUUACGCAACGACCGGAUUCGAGUCAUUGACAGCUACACCACCAACGAAGACAUUUGAUGCUAGUGUGCUGGUAUUCGCAAUAAACUCUGAUUUAGUAAAAAGGGAAGGAGACCUUUACUCAUCAACGAAAGCGGUGGCAUCAGCGAGAACAUCACCUAUGACGUCAUCACUUGUGGCAUCAUCGGGUCCGACGACGUCUUCACAGCAAAAUACGGUAGGGACCCCAUCGCUGGGGGACACGAUACAAGUCAAAGUGACGUCAUCACAAGAGAGGAAUUUGGCAGUGACGUCAUCACAAGAGAGGAACUUGGCAGUGACGUCAUCAGAGCCAACUGCAGAUUCAAUCCUCGUGAUGCCAUCACAAGAGACAACUGAAUUAUUCCUAAUGACGUCAUCAAAAAAGACUGAGGUUCCAGCUCUAUUUACGUCACAGGUCGGGGCAUUGUCAGCUCAGGUGACGUCAUCACAAAUUACCACUGCAUCAGACCUAGUGACGCCAUCUAAAGAGACCAGUAUUUUAACUCAAAUGGCGUCAACAAAGGGCAAUGGGUCGCCUUUGGUUAUGACUUCAUCACAGUAUGGUAUGUUACCUACUCAUCACUCGAUUGUGACUCAAGAAAAUUCGCUGCGUUCUUUUGCUUCUGCUUCGUCUGUAAUGACGUCAUCAGUGCGUGAAUUUACGUCAUCGUCAUCGUUGGCUGCAACUCCCGCCUUGCCCACUUUCCCGGAAUCCGAUGGGACGCUGACUAGGAGAACAAGGACGGCCUCUUAUUCACUGAUGACGUCUUUGCCGUCUACGAUUGCAAGCUUGGGUGGUGAUAGCAAGACACGGUUAAUCAACACUUUAUCGACAAGACGCGGUUCCUCAUCAGUAAUGCACCUUGCCUCACCAGCACAUCAAAACAUGUCAUCAUUGCAUCACGGUGCUUCACCAUCACAUAGUAUGUCAUCAUUACAUCAUAGUCCGUCAUCACAUAGUACGUCGUCGUUAUAUCGUAGUCCGUCAUCACAUAGUACGCCAUCAUCACAUUAUAGUACUACGUCAUCGCAUCAUAGUCCGUCAUCAUUACAUCAUAAUAUGUCAUCACAUAGUACGUCAUCAUUACAUCAUAGUCCGUCAUCACAUAGUACGUCGUCGUUAUAUCGUAGUCCGUCAUCACAUAGUACGUCAUCAUCACAUUAUAGUACUACGUCAUCGCAUCAUAGUCCGUCAUCAUUACAUUAUAGUACUACGUCAUCGCAUCAUAGUACGUCAUCAUCACAUUAUAGUACUACGUCAUCGCAUCAUAAUCCUUCAUCAUCACAUAGUACAAUCAACACGUCAAUACUCUAUUUGUCAUCAUCACACCAUAUAGCAUCAUUUCAGAGGAACCCGUCAUCGGCACAGGACCUCAGGUUAUCUGAACAAAAGGUGACGUAUUUAGAUGCGUCAUUGUCUACCUAUUUUACAACAUCAUCAUCACAUUUGAAGCCAUCAGAUCACAGCGCAAACCAGAGCAAGUCAUCGACACAUCACAUUUCGUCAUCAGCACAAAGGAUACCGUCACCAACACCGAAUGUGGCGUCAUCACCACAUACUAUCACGUCAUCGAUACCUGAUGUGACGUCAUUGGCCCAUACUAUCACGCCACCAAUACCGAGCAUGGCGUCAUCGACACUUAUUAUCACGUCAGGGACACAAGAUGUGACGUCAUUGACUCAUAAUAUCACGCCAACAAGAAAGAUGACGGGCUCCAGGUCACAAAUUAAAGCAAACAUGACGUCAUUGGAUCAACCAAAAAUUCCAUUUCUUAAACACAGUACGUCAUCGACACAACGCAUGCUGCCGUCAUCUCCGCGCGGCACCUCAAGUCUUAGCACGCCCGUGGUCGUGUCCAAGUCGUGUCCGGGCGGCAAGUCUACAAAAACAGCUAUGACUUCAGUCACUCCCAGUCCUGUUCUGUCAGCCUUCCCAUCAUCCUCCGCGGACGGUGACCUGAACUCAUCAGUUGCGCAUGAACCUAACAUGAAGCCCACUGACCACCGUGACAAGAGCGCAGACCAGCUUUUCCUUUUGAUCAUAUUAGCGACGGCGCCUGCAGCUCUGAUUGUCCUCAUUGUCAUUAUCGCAUUCGUCCUCUAUAAACGCUGUCGACGUAAAAAGUCACGUGAUCCGGUUUACUCAAUCAAAGUCGAGUAUCAGGACGAGGCGAGGCCGCAAAGUCGGUCACGAUGGCGCAAUAGUCGCUUGGAUUUAAACAUCAAUGGGAUUCGCAUAGAUCUGGAGUUUCCGAAUAGUGAAAAGCGGCGAAGUAACGCAAGAAUCUCAGGGAGCCCAAACCUGACCGAUGCACAGCUUAGGGAACUACAGUUCCUUUCUAAGGAAUGUAAGGAAAAUCUGGAAUGGAUUAACGAAGUGUUGGAACGUGAAAUGGAGUCCCCGUACCCUACAAUUGCGGUGAGCGAGGCCGACAGACUUCUAGGUAAGCAAAGGGAUAGUCUGUACUCGGGCUACUCAGAAAAGGAGAAAGAAAAUUUCGAAGUCAGCGAGAAGUUGAUCCAGCGAGAGCGCGGAGUGCCAAGCAGAGAAUCGUCACCGCUAGCAAGUGAGCUCUGGAAAGGGACAGAAAACCCAUGUGAAAAGUUUGAAAGAACCAACCGUGCGAGACCUGGAAACAAGAGAGAGGAGGAGACGGCGAACGACCCGAGUUUUGAUGACGUCAUUAUGAUGCCGUACCGGAAGGGAAACAUCCAUGAGAAGGGUUAUGUCAAGAUAGACGAGAUCGAUUCGUGCUGGGAGAGGCCACGUGAAGACUUCAAGAUAGAUGAACAUGGUAUUGAAAUGAAAGAGGCCCCAAUUAGUAACGUCACUAAAGAGGAUGUUACUAAGAAAAAGAAAAGAGGUAAGAAACCUGUCCAGGAGAAACCGAAAACGGCAAAAAACUCUCAACAGCGAAAGGAAAAGAGGACUCAAAAUGAACCUAUAGAGGGUAGAUUUAAUGCGAGCCCCGGUGAAGAACUGGAGACUAGCUGUCAUGGUCGAAAGGGAAUGGACACAAGAAAUCUUCCCAGCCCAACGCAAAGGAAAGGGCCCAAAAUGCGAUUUGAGACUCUUUGAGGGGCUAUGUCGAUGAGUUGCCUCAGGCCACCAUAGAAUUUCAUGUUUAGGUGGAGAUUUCUUCUCAUAAUGUCUUUCAAUAUUGAUUGAAAACAAUAACAAAGAUGCGAUUAUUGCAGAUAACUACUAUGUCAAUAAUGCUGUUAUGUUAAUAAAAAUACAUUCUUAGUUUUAAA